Notolabrus celidotus (New Zealand spotty) is the source of this 7929-nucleotide messenger RNA. RefSeq names its product collagen alpha-1(XXVIII) chain-like. Gene Ontology annotation, molecular function: serine-type endopeptidase inhibitor activity. Lineage: Eukaryota; Metazoa; Chordata; Actinopteri; Labriformes; Labridae. The coding region runs from base 3241 to 6990 and encodes 1249 amino acids. The record is from RefSeq and is a predicted model, not a curated record. The transcript has 35 exons.
CAGAUGUGAUGGAACCCUUCUUUGUGGUGGUGAUUCUCUCCUGCAUGGUACCCAUGUCAGUGGCCAGAGUGGGCUGGUAACCCACAGCAGAGGGGAUACGACCCAGAAGAGCAGACACCUGAAAAGCACGCAAAGAAAUCAUGACAUCCGCGACCAAGAUUUGAGGAAACCUCGCCAAACAGCAGACGUGAUGGACCAGAUACUGACCUCAGAGCCAGCCUGUGUGAAACGGAAGAUGUUGUCAAUGAAGAGCAGCACAUCCUGACCCUCCUGGUCACGGAAAUACUCGGCCACAGUCAGUCCAGUCAGAGCCACUCUGGCACGGGCACCUGGGGGCUCGUUCAUCUGUCCGUACACCAGCGCCACCUAGCAAGGAUUCAAAGCAGAGGGUAAGCGUUUUAUGUUUGCUGCUCAAGCGUGCAACAUGUGCGGCUUGAAAGACUCGUCACCUUGGAGGUGGUGUCCUUCAGGUUGAUGACACCGGACUCAAUCAUCUCGUGGUACAAGUCAUUUCCCUCGCGGGUACGCUCGCCCACACCGGCGAACACGGAGUAACCACCAUGGGCCUUGGCGACGUUGUUGAUCAGCUCCAUGAUCAACACAGUCUUGCCCACCCCAGCACCACCGAAGAGACCUGAGAGCAGGAGAAUGAAGGGUUUAUUUACAAUCAGGCGUUCUACAUCCUACUGCAGGGGUAUUCAAGCUGGAACACGUACCAAUCUUUCCUCCCUUGGCGUAGGGGGCCAGCAGAUCCACCACCUUGAUGCCAGUGACCAGAAUCUCCUGCUCCACACUCAUGUCAGUGAACUCAGGGGCUUCAGCAUGGAUGGGUGCAGUCCUGUGAAAGCAAAGGAACAAAACUGACGCUCUUUGUUCCUUCCAAUGUUAUUUAUUUGUGCUUAAAAAGGUCACUCACUGCUUGGUGGAGAUGGGACCCCUCUCAUCAAUGGGCUCGCCAAUGACAUUCAUAAUCCUGCCAAGGGUCUCUGGACCCACUGGGAUUCUGAUGGGAGCACCAGUAUCCAGAACCUUCUGCCCACGCACCAGACCCUCAGUACCAUCCAUAGCAAUAGUACGCACUGUGUUCUCCCCUGAGACACACAACAACAAUGUUUUAAUGACGUCAUUCUCCUUUAAAAAGAAGUGCUUGUUGUUAAAGUGUCAUUUGAAAUGCUUACCAAGAUGCUGUGCCACCUCCAGGACUAGCCUGGCCUCGCGGCCGCUCACUUCCAGGGCGUUAAGGAUGGGGGGGAGGCCUUCGUCGAACUGGACGUCGACGACGGCACCGAUGACAGCCACAAUGCGGCCAUUGGCGACGGCGGCAGCAGCAGCAGGUGCGACAUAGUCUCUGCCUGGAAAGACAGACACAGGGUGCUAGUUUAGCUCAAGGGUGCUACAAGCAUGACCUUGGUGUCCCCCUGGGGUCUUUGUGGUCUCUAAUGUCCCAGAAUGUUUGCUUUAACGUGCCUGAGAGAGAGAAGACACAACUGCGCACCUUCACGUUACGUCUCAAUGUCAGGGGGAAUUAAGGGUGAAACUACAACACAGCUCAGAAAGUAGAUAAAGAGUGAGUGUUUGGGAGUUUCUAACAUUAAGUGGACUAAACUGGGUGGAUAUAUCUGUAUAUUAAUCUGCUGUAAUACCAAUAUAUAAGGUUUACGUGGAGAGAUUGACAGAUGAAUGGGGCUAAAGCUAAUGUUGGCCUUAAAGACAGCCGAGGUGCGUUCAAUGACAUCACAUUUACAGUGUCUCAUGAUCUCAGAGCUUUAAUUCUGUCUGUUAGUUUCUUUAAGUGUAUAAACGUGCUGCAGAACAGUGUGUAACCUUGCUAAUCUGCUCGGCAGCUUGUAAUGCUAGCUUAGCAGCCUCAUGUCAUUAGAAAGGUCAUUCCUGCUAGCUCAAGAAAAACACAGCAGAGCAACUUCCUGCUGCAUGACACCUGUCAAUAACUGCGAUUAUAUGCAUAUGUACUAAUUUGACAUUUUAAUAAGGCUCCUGAGGAGUUCAAAUUUAACAUUUAUAUGUCAUGGCCUGCUACGCCACCGGCAGAGCGCAGCCAGCGUGUUGCUAGCAGUAGCUCCCCCUGCCCUUCUGACAGGCGCGUAAACGCCUCUUUUCUCGUUCCGAUUUCGAUCAAAAGCACCAAGCAUGCAGGACUUACGAGACAGGACCGCUGGGGAUCCAACGAGGGCUUUCAGGGGCUGGACCCCAGGCUUGAGAGCCUGCAGAGCCCCGGUGCAGCAGCGUCCCACAGCUCCCAACAUUGUCAAAAUGGCUGAAGGUGGAAAGAGACAGAGGAACUGGGGGCUUUAUAAUGAAUGAGCGCUGAGGCCAACUGCGCCUGCGCGCAACGUAAAAGCCCCGUCCUGAGCAUGCGCACUGGUUGAAAGAUCCAGCUGACAUUCUGCCAUGAUUCUGCCCUCCAGAGCUGGCCUAAAUGACAGUCUUCAAGAAAGUUUGCACCAAGGAAACCUAACGACCAAAACCAGUCCUUCAAUUAGUCCAGACUCACGUGAAAAAACAGUUCUGAGGUCCCUGUUUUGAUGUUGCCCUGGUUGUACACAAUGUCCCAGGUGUGGAGGGGUCUUUGUCUAGCUUCAGACAGACACAACUUCUAGUGGUGUGCAGUUAGCAGUGUGCACUUCACUACAAUCAUGUAGGUCAUAUAGAACACUAGUGUUACUUUCAGUCUGUUUUACACCUAGUUAAAAAAACUAACAGGAGCUUUAAGAACAUUAAAUACUGCUGUAUUCUAUCAAGGUAUGCCAGUCCAACCUGUGGACUCCCUCUAAGUCUUGAAUCCUUCCGUGCAUUAAUUAUGAAAUGACAUACCAAUGUUUUUUUUUUUAAUUUAUUUUUUAUUAUUUAGCUCAUUCCACGCGACUUUGACCUGAAAUAUAACCAGCCAUGUAUGAGGCCCAACUCUGUGGACAGAUGAUUCAUCCUGACUUUCUCCAAACUGUAACGCUUUGUCUUUUUAACUAUACACAGCUCUGUAGUUGUUACUUCAUGUAGCCAAAUGUUUUCUCCUGCACAAGUAGAAUAACAGGGUUUGAAAGACAUUCCGGGGCGCCCAGAGUCACAGUACUUGAUUCCAGGACUCUGACUCAAGUCUGGAUACCUGACUUGGACUCGAGCAUUGACUGCAUUAGGAACACUAUAUGCACCAAGAGCGCUGCAACAUGUUUAAGAAGCAUCAAGGAGAAGACAGAGACCAUCUCUGAAACUCUACAUCUGUGCAUGAUGCAUUCAAUAAAGGAAGUCAUGCUCCCUUCACUGCACUGGCUCCUGUUAUUGUGGGGGCUUCAAGGUCUUUUGGCGCAGGACUAUGAAGAAGACUAUGAAGAAGAGGUGGUGACUACUAGAAGGAAGAGCAAAGACUUUUCAUCUAAUACCAUACCAAAAAAUGGCAAAGCGCUCAUCGAUGACGAAUGCGGUUUGGAGAUCGCCUUCUUGAUUGACAGCUCAGAGAGCGCCAAGGACAACCAUGCCCAGGAGAAGCGCUUCGCCAUGGACGUGAUGGACCGGCUCCAGGGCCUCAAGCUGCAGACGGGCCGGGGACUCGUCUCCCGUGCUGCCCUCCUCCAAUACAGCAGCCAUGUCAUCAUAGAGCAGACCUUUAAACAGUGGAGAGGCACUGAGGAUUUCAAAUCCAGGAUCGCUCCCAUGGUGUACAUCGGCCACGGCACCUACAUCACCUACGCCAUCACCAACCUCACCCACAUCUACCUGGAGGAGUCGUCCACCAACAGCAUCAAGGUGGCUGUUCUGCUCUUCGACGGCAUCUCCCACCCGAGGAACCCGGACGUAUUUUCAGCUGUGGCUGAUGCCAAGAACCAGGGAGUCCGCUUCUUCACCAUAGGAAUCACACCUGAAGCCAACGAGGCCGCUAACAUAGCACAGCUGCGGCUCAUUGCUAGCUCUCCAGCUUCACGCUACCUUCACAACCUGCAGGAUAGAAGCAUCGUGGACAAAUUCAUCAAGGAGAUUACGGCGGUGGCGGAUGAAGGGUGUCCUGUGGCUCUGAGCAAGUGUGCGUGUGAUAAGGGUGAGAGGGGACCCAUCGGCCCUGCUGGCAAGAAAGGUCGGCCUGGAGAAGAUGGAAACCCCGGGACGAAAGGAAUGAAGGGUGAAAGUGGGCUCAGUGGACUUCCAGGUCGAGACGGCAGCGAGGGAAAAUCAGGAUACAAAGGAGAGAGGGGAGAGAGAGGGGAGUGUGGCACACCUGGACUAAAGGGAGAUAGAGGCCCUGAAGGUGGGGUUGGUCCAAAAGGAAAUCGUGGACUUCAGGGUGUACCUGGUCCCCUUGGUGAUAUCGGACCUGAGGGUCCCAUGGGUAAAAAAGGGGAAAGGGGACUUUCUGGCCCACCUGGAAUCCAAGGGGAAACAGGGAUCGGCCUUCCGGGACCCAAGGGUGAUAUCGGUUUCCAAGGGCAAUCAGGGCCUCCUGGUCCUCCGGGAGUUGGCGAGUCUGGACCUCCUGGGCCUCAAGGGCCACAGGGAGUCCAAGGAGAGAGAGGACCAUUAGGGGAGGGCCUGCCUGGACCAAAGGGAGAGCGAGGUUUGGACGGUCCGCGGGGGCCGAGAGGACAGCCGGGCGCUGGAAUCAAAGGAGACAAGGGGGAUUUUGGCCCUCCAGGUUUUCCCGGGCCCCACGGCCCCCCAGGAACGGGCAUACAGGGCGAGAAGGGUACAGAAGGGCCAAGAGGGCCACCAGGGGGCCGUGGCCAACCAGGAGAGGGCUUACCUGGAUCCAAGGGGGACCAAGGUUUGCCAGGUGAGGUCGGCAGCACAGGAGAGAGGGGGGCUGGAGAACCUGGAGAGAAGGGUGAGCCAGGAUCAACUGGACUGUCUGGUUUGCCGGGUCUGCCAGGUGAAGAUGGAGCUCCUGGACAGAAGGGUGAGCCUGGAUCUGUAGGUCUCAGAGGGCUGGAGGGGGCACCUGGAGUCGGCACUCAGGGUGAAAAGGGUGACCAAGGCCAAAGAGGGAUUCGGGGCUUGACCGGUCCUCCUGGGAUUGCUGGACCCUCAGGACCAAAGGGAGAACCAGGGUCACAAGGCAGGGUGGGUUCAUCUGGUCCACCAGGCCGUUUUGUUGCAGGGCCCAAGGGUGAUCUUGGUCCAAGUGGUCCUCCUGGUCCAAUUGGGGAGACUGGCUAUGGACUUCCUGGUCCCAAGGGGGACCGUGGAGAAGGAGGCCCCUCAGGUCCAUUUGGUCCCAAAGGAGAGGGUUUCCCCGGCCCCUCGGGUCCUCCUGGUCUACCUGGACUUCCAGGAGAACCUGGCCUUGAAGGAGUGGGCAUCCCUGGACCAAAGGGCGAUGUUGGUUUCAGAGGGUUGCCUGGUUUACCGGGACCUCCAGGUGAAGGCCUACAAGGACCUCUGGGUAACCCAGGUCGGCCUGGCCCUUCAGGGUCACCCGGACCACAAGGACAGGGAAUCCAAGGACCAAAGGGCGAGCAAGGGUCUCAGGGUGUCACAGGACCAAGGGGGCUGCCAGGAGAAGGCUUUCCUGGAGCUAAAGGUGACCGAGGGUCAGCAGGCGAGCGUGGGACGAAGGGAAUCAAAGGAGAGCUGGGAGAUGCGGGACAAUCAGGGAUACCUGGCCGGCCUGGGGUCAAAGGUGAAGCGGGACUCACAAGGGAGGAUAUCAUCCGAAUGAUCAAAGAGAUCUGCGGAUGCGGCAUCAAGUGUAAGGAGAGGCCGAUGGAGCUGGUGUUUGUCAUCGACAGCUCAGAGAGCGUGGGCCCAGAGAACUUUGAGAUCAUCAAGGACUUUGUGAACGCCCUGGUGGACCGGGUCACCGUGGGCCGCAACGCCACCCGCAUUGGCUUGGUGCUGUACAGCUUGGAGGUGAAGCUAGUGUUCAACUUAGCCCGCUACGUCUCCAAGCAGGACAUAAAGCAGGCUAUCAGGAACAUCCCGUACAUGGGAGAGGGCACGUACACGGGUACAGCGAUACGCAAAGCAACCCAGGAGGCGUUCUACAGCUCUCGCAUCGGGGUCAGCAAAGUCGCCAUCGUGAUCACGGACGGACAGACGGAUAAGCGAGAGCCGGUGAAGCUGGAUAUCGCCGUGAGAGAGGCUCACGCUGCCAACAUCGAGAUGUUCGCUCUGGGGAUUGUGAACACGUCCGACCCCACGCAGGCCGAGUUCAUGAGGGAGCUGAACCUGAUCGCAUCAGACCCCGACCCGGAGCACAUGUUCCUCAUCGAUGACUUCAACACACUGCCAGCUCUGGAAUCCAAGUUGGUGAGCCAAUUCUGCGAGGACGAGAACGGAGCGCUGAUAUACAACAGGGUGACUAACGGCUACAACGGCUACAAUGGUAACAACGGCAACAACGGGAAUGGGAACUAUGCCGUCGGUGGCUACGGAUACAGGCCCGUGACCGAGAACCUUGGAGGCGACGGGCGACAGGUCGGCAUCAACACUGGAGUCGGCACUCAAGGCCAAGGAGGCCGAGUGGAGACCACCCAGCAGGGCAGCAAAGGAUCCUUCUCAGGAAGUAGCGGAGGAGGAGGAGUUAUAGGAGUAGUAACAGGAAGAGGAGGAGGAGUAGUAACAGGAGGAGGAGGAGGGCGUGUGACAACAUCCUGGGGAACUGAGCGUGGAGACACUUUUAACCGUUUCACCCCAGAUGUCACUUCCUCCAGAGAGGACUCCUCCGGUACCAGAGGCUCCUCUUCAUCUUCAUCUUCAUCAUCUUCAUCCUCAUCUUCUUCUUUUAGAAAUACAAGCACGUCAUCCUCGAGUGGGUCUGUGCAGAGGCCAGCUCUCCCUAAAGAAACGAUACCCUCAGAUCCUCGCUGCGGCUUGGCCCUGGACCAGGGCACGUGUCGGGACUACAACAUCCGCUGGUACUACGACAAGCAGGCCAACGCCUGCGCCCAGUUCUGGUACGGAGGCUGCAACGGCAACAGGAACCGCUUCGACACUGAGGACGAGUGCAAGAGGACGUGUGUGAUCGGCAGAUCCACAGGAGGCUGAGUGGAGGCAUCUGCCUUACAUCUGCUGUAGAUACUUCAAGGAGGGGCAGCUAAUACUGGCCGUUUUUCACAGGGUUAUGUCCAAUUUCUGCAUAAUUCUCAGGCGUAAACACUAACACUGAUGUUCUAUAUCACAGAAACAUGUCAGUCCAUGCAUUUGUCCCUCUUCGGUAGCACUUAUGGUGAAACUAUCCUUUAAUUACCUCCAUAUGUUGUUUUGAGAUCAGCUAAUAUGACACAGGAAAUUCUUUAUCAUUUAUACUCAGGAAUACUUGUCAGCAUUCUCACUGUGUGCGUCCAUUUCCCAAGGGACUCCCACACCUAAGGGACCUCCCCCUCCCUGCUUUUCAUUCACAGUCACGGUGAGUGCUGCACAGAUUGUGAAAUGACAGAUUGUUUCCUCCAUGUGAUCACCAGUAACUCCGGUGUUUUGCCAAUGACACACUAAUACACCGAAUCAAUCAAUCAGUGCGGCAUAAAGACAGAGUAGUUACUCAUAUCUGGUGCAUAUUCACAUGAGCUGCUAACACAGCUGAAAUGAAGCCUCUCAUCCCUUUAUAUCAAUAAAAUAUAACAAUAGUUUGUUUUUAUAUUAAAUCUAAUGUUCUGUAACUUCAUUGUUUAUUUUGUGCUUUUGUGUGUUUUAGUUUUAUCUGAAUGGAAAUGUGAUGUUUUUUUGAGUUUACAUUGUUUCUUACCAAGUGUCCACAUUUGUUCAAGCAGUCAUCUUCAACAUGGCACUGAUGGACAGACACACAUACACACACUGCCCUCUGCUGGGUAACACAUGUUGAUGUCAGUGAGAGUCUGUGAGAGCAGAGUCUCACAUCUGUUGUUGAGCAACUGGUCUGUCCUACCCAGCUGUACUGAUUGUGGAAACUCAUACUGUGCUGUUAUAACAUGAUGUCAUGAAUCUGAAAUAAAAACAGUACUAAACUUA